AAAAGAGCAUGAAAGAUUUAAAUGCUUUGAGUCUCACCGAGUCACAGAAAGAAAAAUACACGAGUUUGACGGUAAAACUGAAAUCUGGCGAGGACCUUCUGUUGUACAAUGAGGAUGUACAAUCUACGACGGACAGAACAGUUAGACUCUGUACAGACAUUCAAAGAUACAUCAACGCCAUCCAAGACGAAAUUCAGGCCUUAAACGAGAUGAUUAAAUCGUUCGCUAUUCACCUGGGAGAGAAAAUGAAGCAGUUGGUGGAAUCAAAAUAUUUUGAAGAUACCAAUACAAAGAAUGCAAAGAUGUUCAAAAGUGAAGAUAAUGAUGAAAAUAAUAUUGUUACAAGCAACUUGCAGUUAAUUGGUAUCAAAUCAUCAAUAAUGUCUGGUGACACCAAAGCAAAAGAAGAUGCAAGAAAAAGGUAUGAUGUAGAAAAAGCACGACUUGUGCUGAAGUACGAGAAGGUAGCCAAUCAACAACAUAAUCUUCAAAAAUUGUUGAAUCAAACGGAAGACGUCAUUGCAAAAGCUACAUCUGAUGUAACAGUAACAAACAGUGAUUUGAACAGCAUUGCGUCAGCUUUAAAGAAUUGGUCUAAUAGUCUUGAAAAUGCUAAGGAACAAAAGAAACGUAAGGCAAAGGAAGAGGAAGAGAGAAUUAAAAGAGAAGAUGAGAGGAAAAGAAAAGAAAGGGAAAGAGAAGAGGCCGAGCGAAAAAGAAAAGAAGAGGAGAAACGAAAAAGACAAGAAGAAGAAGAACGAAAGAGAAGAGAGGAAGAAGAACGAAAAAGAAGAGAAAAUGAGGAAAGAAAAAGAAGAGAAGAAGAAGAGAGAAAAAGAAAAGAAGCGGAAGAGCAAAAAAGACGAGAAGAGGAAGAAUUAAAAAGAAAAGAAGAAAAACGAAAAAGAAAAGAGGAAGAAGAACGGAAAAGAAAAGAGGAGGAGGAACGAGAGAAGGAAGAAGAGAAGAAACGGAAGGAAGAAGAAGAACGACAGAAAAUAGAGGCGGAAUUAAAAAGAAAGGAAAAGGAAAGAGAAGAGGCGGAACAAAGAAGGAAAGAAGAGGAAAGAAAACUGAAGAAAGAAGAAGAAAGAAAACGAAAAGAGGAAGAAGAGCGUAAGAGGAAAGAAGAAAUGAGAAGAAAGGAUCCAAAUAAUUGGCCUACAUAUAAAUAUUACAGGCAAUCUGACCAAGGGUAUCACAAAGGACUAUGCUGUGUCGUCACUGUUGUAGAAGGAAACCACGGAUUUAAAAAAGAAGAUUUGACUUGUGUUUCAUCAGAUAGCCCAAAUGAUUUGAAACGUUGUUCAGAAAAUAGAGAAGAAAUCGUUGGAGCUUCAGUGGUUAAGAUCAGAGCAGUAGAUGGUUUCAAGUUUGAACUGGAUGCUCAAAUGAGAAUAUUUGUUCCAUAUAUCCCCAUAGACAAUGAGAAAGAAUUAAAGUUAAAAAUAUCGAUUGAUGGAAGCAAAUGGACUUACCCAGAAAAAAUAACACCGACUGCUAAUCUAAACGAAAUAAACGUUGCACUCGUUGGAACAAGUUUACUUAAAUUCAACAUGGUAGAAAUCGCCGUUGUUUCUAGACCUAAAAGAGAAAGUCAUGUCAUAAAAGACAAUAGUCACAAAGCCGCAGAAAUACGUCCAUCGAACAACGAAAACUUUAUAGUGAGGGUUCAAGAAGGAACGUUUAAGGAGGAUAUAUGUGCACAUUUAAAGGUUGACGCUGGCUUAGCUUCUAGAGUAUCAUCAGAGCCUGAUUUCAAUCACAUACGAAUUGCAACUCCUUUGUUUGGUGUAGAGUUUGAUGAGUACACUCAAAAAGAUGUGGCACUUGAUAUUCAACCUAAUUACACCAAGAAGACAGAAUUUUCAGCUUCAGUCUGUGGGAGAGCAAUUCAUCAAUGUGCAAAGAAGCUUGUAACAGACAUGGCUGUGGAUGAUGUGAUUGACAAACUUCAGUCCAAGACAAUACUUACAGAGGAAAUGAUAAAAAAAAUCCAGAGCAGAACAACAAAUGAAGCAAAGACAAGGGAACUAUUAGAAUUAUUUAAAACGACAAGUGAGUCUGGGUUCAAGGCACUGGUGGAAUCCCUAUCAGAGGCUAAACAAGGCCAUUUGGCUCAGAAUCUUCAGAAAACUCGGACUGAUUUGGAAGAAUCCGAACUAGGAAGUGAUUUUGAGGAUUUUAAAUCACCAAAACUACAGUUGGUGUCGAGCAAUGAUAGCAAGGAAUGGACAAUUAUAAAGUUUCAAUCAAAUUCAAACCUUCCAAAUAAUGCAACUGUAUCAAUUCCUUCAAACCUGAGAAACUUUGAUUUGAUCGGAAUUGUAGUAUCUGAAGGCAUUUCAGACGAAGAUAUCUGCAGAGUCGUAAAUGAAAUAUACCAAAGAAUAUACCAAGUUCCAGUGCGACUGAUUGUCAAACAACAUGUGGACAGACAAUCGGAUAUAUUCAUUCGAUGCGUUGAGAAAUCAAAGAGUGGAGACGCACAAAGAGAGAUGGCAAAUCAGGGGUAUAAGGAUGGACCAGAGGAGAUGGUGGAGCUUGGUUUAUGUGACACGGAAGAAGUCAUCUUUAGUGCAAAUGCAAACAUCAAAUAUCUUUCCGGGGUGACUCAAAUGAGCUUUUUCUUGAAUAUUGAUUCUGCUCACCUCUCCUUUCAAAUAGAUGUUCUAAAUAAAGAAGCACAAUCUUCAAGCAGAACAUACCAAGGGAAUCUAGCAUACAAUGUGGGAGACACAAAGCAAACCCCACCAAGGAGUGGGUCUAUUUUGAUACAUCUUCGAAAGGAAGCCCAGCGAUAUGCGCCACUAACACUUGAUGUACCAGUUAAGGCAGCCGCGAAAUACCUUUCAUGGCAACUGACAAAACUUGGAUCACCAGACCCACAUGAUUUGUAUAUGAAGCUGUGCGAAGACAAUAAGAGAAGAGUACACGUUUUGAAGAAUCGAGCCAAUAGAGAGGGAAACACGGACAGGAAAUGCUGUGAAGCUUUCAUAAUGAGUUGGGCCAGUCAAAGACCAAAACAAGAAAACAAAGCUAUAACUAUAUUGGAGGCCUUGAAAAAGAUUUCUCAAGAAAGUCUUGCUAAAGAAACAGACUCCUUCCUAAUGCCUUUUACCAAUGGUUAUCUCUCUGAUAAAAGUAUAAAAACACUUUCUGUAAAACUGGAACAUAAAUGGGAGAUACUCGCGGAAAAACUUGGAUUUAACAAUGAACAAAUAAAAGCCAUGUACAUGGAUUUUGAUAAUGAUACAAUGAGAGCGCUUCACAUCCUUGACAGGUGGCGUCUUGAAGAUAGUACUAUAGAGCUUGGAACUGAUAUAACUGUUACUUUAAUUAAGGCGAUGGCUGGCGUAAUGUAACUAUAAAGGUUGUGUUUCACAGAGAAUUUAUAAUCGACAAAAAAUG
This is a messenger RNA of Magallana angulata, 3411 nucleotides long. RefSeq lists its product as uncharacterized. Lineage: Eukaryota; Metazoa; Mollusca; Bivalvia; Ostreida; Ostreidae. Gene Ontology annotation, molecular function: protein binding. The record is from RefSeq and is a predicted model, not a curated record. The coding region runs from base 9 to 3365 and encodes 1118 amino acids. The transcript has 15 exons. Gene Ontology annotation, biological process: signal transduction; regulation of apoptotic process.